This is a messenger RNA of Sitodiplosis mosellana (orange wheat blossom midge), 1107 nucleotides long. RefSeq lists its product as uncharacterized. Lineage: Eukaryota; Metazoa; Arthropoda; Insecta; Diptera; Cecidomyiidae. The record is from RefSeq and is a predicted model, not a curated record. The coding region runs from base 1 to 1107 and encodes 368 amino acids. The transcript has a single exon. Gene Ontology annotation, biological process: DNA integration. Gene Ontology annotation, molecular function: nucleic acid binding.
AUGGAUUGUGACAUCGAGAAUUUAGUCAAGAAUUGUCGAGAUUGUCAAAGGAUCCGACCAGAAUCAAAGAAAGUCAUCGUACAUCAUUGGAUGAGACCAAAUGAACCAUUCGAACGAGUGCAUGCCGAUUUUGCCGGCCCAAUCAUGGGUAAAUAUUUGUUCAUUUUGGUUGAUGCAUACACGAAAUGGCCCGAAGUGCGAGUCAUACCGAAUAUUACGGCCGAAACAACCAUUGCGGUGUGUCGAGACAUUUUUGCUACGUUUGGCAUACCAAAAUAUUUCGUCAGUGACUGGGGAACGCAAUUUGUAUCUGGUGAUUUUCAAGCAUUUCUCAAAGUCAAUGGGGUGGAACAUCGGAAAGGAGCACCAUACCACCCAGCUACAAAUGGACAAGCAGAGCGGUACGUACAAACGUUUAAGAAUAAAAUCAAAACAUUGAAAUGCUCAAGAAACGAUUUGAAGAAAAACAUUGCAAACAUUUUGUUGGCGUAUCGUCGUGCAAUUCACCCAGCCACGGGCAAAUCACCUUCAAUGUUAAUGUUUGGACGUCAAAUGAAGAAUCGUUUAGAUUUGAUGCUGCCAAAUGAACACAAACAAGAAGAAGAACACGUGAACAUCGGAAAGAAUUUCAACCAAAACGAUCGAGUCGCUGUUCGUGAUUAUUUGUCGAAUGAAAAAUGGAAAUUUGGCACAGUUUCGCAAAAAUUUGGCAAAUUACAUUACGAAGUUCAAUUGGAGGAUGGUCGUAACUGGAAGCGACACGUCGAUCAAAUGCGUAAAGUCGGAGACGAAAUCAUUUCGAAACAAUCAAACGUUCCAAGUGUUUCGAAUGAACCAACGAAAACACCAACUCAAAUUUCCGACAAUGUCGAAACUUCUAUGCAAGCACAAUCGUGUGUCAAUGGACCAACACACAAUCAACCUACAUUCAUCGCUGAGGAGCCAUCGAAGGAGUCACUACCAUGCAAUUCUAAUUUACCGAGUCCGUCGAUGCCGUCUGCUGAGGUUAUGAACGACAAAGGAGUUCCAUCGCACAACGAGAGUGAACGAGUAAUGAGAAAAUCAACCAGAGUUCGACGACCCCCAGAGCGGUUGCAAUACCACUGA